Molecule: messenger RNA, 1715 nt
Organism: Chiloscyllium plagiosum (whitespotted bambooshark)
Lineage: Eukaryota; Metazoa; Chordata; Chondrichthyes; Orectolobiformes; Hemiscylliidae
Gene: cndp2
Product: carnosine dipeptidase 2
Biological process (GO): proteolysis
Cellular component (GO): cytosol
Molecular function (GO): metallodipeptidase activity
Source: RefSeq, a predicted model, not a curated record
CAGGUGGGAUGAGUUGAUUAAGCUGAAUUCUAGUUUGCAUAUUCAGGUGACCAUUAAAGAUCCCACAAAACAAUUUUGCAUCAACAGUGAGUUCCCCAGGAAGCAACACCAGCAAAAAUUUCAGCCGCUCUCUGCUUUCUGGGGCCAUGGCAAACCUUGACAAACUUUUCAAUUACAUUGAUGCUAACCAAGAGCUGUACGUAAAACGUCUUGCAGAUUGGGUGGCCAUUCAGAGUGUCUCAGCAUGGCCAGAGAAGAGAGACGAAACCCGAAGAAUGGUGGAGUUUGUGGGCAAAGAGAUAGAGAAACUGGGGGGAUCUGUGGAACUAGUUGAUAUUGGGCAACAAACGCUGCCUGAUGGAUCAAAGAUCCCUCUUCCUCCCAUCCUAUUGGCGACACUAGGCAAUGAUCCAAAAAAGAAGACAGUAUGUAUCUAUGGUCACCUGGAUGUUCAACCUGCACAAGUUGAGGAUGGAUGGGACACUGAACCCUUCACACUGGUUGAGAAAGAUGGAAAACUAUAUGGCAGAGGGUCUACAGAUGACAAAGGACCAGUGCUGGCAUGGCUGAACUGUAUUGAAGCUCUUCAAAAACUAAAUCAGGAAAUCCCUGUCAAUAUCAAGUUCUGCUUUGAAGGGAUGGAGGAAUCUGGUUCAGAGGGUCUUGAUGACCUAGUGUUUGCCCGCAAAGACACCUUUUUCAAGAGUGUGGAUUUUGUCUGUAUUUCUGACAACUACUGGCUUGGCAAGAAAAAACCCUGCAUAACAUAUGGACUUCGAGGCAUCUGCUACUUCUUUGUGGAGGUUGAAUGCUCGAACAAGGAUCUGCAUUCCGGUGUCUUUGGCGGUUCUGUGCACGAAGCGAUGACAGACUUGAUCUAUCUAUUAAGCAAGUUGGUAGACAAGAAAGGAAAAAUUCUCAUUCCUGGUAUUGAUGAAUCAGUAGCACCACUCACUGAGGAGGAAAAGGCGUUGUAUGAGAAAAUAGACUUUGAUGUGGAAGAAUAUUGCAAAGAUACAGGUGGCUGCCAACUGCUGCAUACCACUAAGGAACAAAUUCUGAUGCACAGGUGGAGAUAUCCAUGCUUGUCUUUACAUGGCAUUGAGGGAGCUUUUGCUGGUUUGGGAGCUAAAACUGUAAUUCCUAGGAAAGUUAUUGGAAAGUUUUCCAUUCGAUUGGUACCUAAUAUGGAUCCAGUAAUGGUGGAGAAGCAGGUUGUAGGUUAUAUCAAGAAGACUUUUGCUGAAUAUGGAAGUCCGAACAAACUGAAUGCCUACAUGAGUCACGGUACAAAGGCCUGGCUGGGAAACUAUAACCAUCCUCACUUUAAUGCUGGCAGGAAUGCAAUGAAAACAGUAUUUGGAAUUGAACCAGACAUGACCAGGGAAGGUGGGAGUAUUCCAGUUACCCUGACAUUCCAGGAAGCUACAGGAAAAAGUGUUCUGUUACUGCCGGUUGGAGCUGCAGAUGAUGGUGCUCAUUCACAGAAUGAGAAAAUCAACCGGUCUAACUACAUUCAGGGAAUCAAAGUGCUUGGUGCCUACUUCUAUGAACUUUCUUCUUUGAAAUAAUGACUACUGGUUUGAUAGCUUGCUGAAAUUGUUUCUAAAAUUCUAGAUCCAACGGAAUUAUUUUAGUUGUACACUAUAUGAAGGCAUUAUUACUGAAUUUAACUUGUAUCAAUAAAUAACACUGCAAUAAAAGUGUUAACUGUA